Molecule: messenger RNA, 1613 nt
Organism: Cephus cinctus (wheat stem sawfly)
Lineage: Eukaryota; Metazoa; Arthropoda; Insecta; Hymenoptera; Cephidae
Gene: PheRS-m
Product: probable phenylalanine--tRNA ligase, mitochondrial
Exons: 5
Coding region: 257-1573 (438 amino acids)
Biological process (GO): phenylalanyl-tRNA aminoacylation
Cellular component (GO): cytoplasm; mitochondrion
Molecular function (GO): phenylalanine-tRNA ligase activity; ATP binding; tRNA binding
Source: RefSeq, a predicted model, not a curated record
CAUUUCUAAAGAGUACAUUACUGAGCAAACCAAAUUUUGUGUUUAAUUUUCCAACAAGAGCCGGCAAUAAAAUGGACGGUUUCAUUGCAUAACCCCACUUUUCAUUAUUUGUAAAUAUAAUACCUCUGGUUGUCAUGUCAUUUUAAAGGCUGAUUUACACACACUAUUAGUGUUUGCCAAUGGACAAUUUUAAUAAUUAAAGUAUAAUCAAUCAGUUACAAGAUCUUCAGUUAUCUAUCAGGUGUAUAAAAACAGAAUGACUUUGCCGUGGUUCAACAUGGUUAUUUUUGCACAACACUGCAAAAGAUUCACAGUAAUACGAACAUUGUCCACUGCUCCUAAAAUUAAUAAGUUUCCAGUGGAUAUUGAACUCUUAGGUCAAAAGUAUCCAACCGAUGACUGGACAAACUUGACUCCAAAAAUUGUCUCGGCAUUAGGGAAGAAUUUACAUACCAUGCAGUACCAUCCUCUGUCGCAUGUACGACAGAGAAUUGUUAAUUACUUCUAUAAAUCCUUUGUUAACAGAAUUGGCAAUCCUAUAUUCAGUGUGCAUGAUAAUAUUAGUCCAAUUGUCACAGUUACUCAAAACUUUGAUUCAUUGAUGAUACCAAAAGAUCAUGUUAGCCGCAACAAGAGUGACUGUUACUAUGUGAAUCAGGAUAUAUUAUUGCGUGCACAUACAACUGCCCAUCAAUCAGAACUUAUAUCAAUGGGCUUAAAUAAUUUUCUGGUUAUUGGUGAUGUUUAUCGCCGAGACGAGAUAGAUGCCACUCAUUAUCCCAUUUUUCAUCAAGCAGAUGCAGUUAGAUUGUGUACUUCCGAGGAAGUCUUUCAAAAUGUCAAGAAUUCUAAUGAUUUAAAAUUAUUUGAACACAGAGGUCAUGAAAGCUCAGAGAAGCAAGGUUGCCAUUCGUUAGAGGCUGUAAAAAUAAUGGAACACGAGUUAAAGACUGUUCUGAUUGGACUUGUAAAAGCCAUUUUUGGAAAAGAAAUUAAAUAUCAGUGGGUCGAUCAAUACUUUCCAUUCACUCAUCCUUCCUGGGAGCUGGAAGUAUUUUACAAUGACAAGUGGGUGGAAGUUUUGGGCUGUGGCAUCAUGCGUCAAGAAAUCCUUCAGAAAUCUGGUGCCAGUGAUCGCAUCGGAUGGGCCUUUGGUCUUGGUCUCGAACGUUUGGCUAUGUGCUUAUAUAAUAUCCCUGACAUAAGAUUAUUUUGGAGUACAGAUUCCGGAUUCUUGAAACAAUUUGAAGUGAAUGAUCCAGAUACGCCAAUUAUUUACAAGCCUGUCAGCAUAUAUCCUCAGUGUUGCAACGAUAUGAGUUUCUGGAUUCCACAACACACAAACUUCACGCCAACGGAUUUUUAUGAUCUAGUUCGUGAAAUAGGUGGUGACACAGUGGAACAAAUCACGUUAAUAGAUCAAUUUGUCCAUCCAAAAACUAAGAAAGUCUCACAUUGUUACAGAAUCGUAUACCGACACAUGGAGCGUACAUUAACACAAAAGGAAGUAAACAAUAUCCAUGAAAAAAUUGCAGACAUUGCAACACAAAAUUUAAAUGUUGUUAUUAGAUAAUAUGCAUAAUAAAAAAAUGAUUUAUUAUACGUUUAUGCUA